UUUCUUCAUAACAUCCACCAGCCCCAAGCCGACUCUCCCUCUCCCUGCCGAAGGUAGCCAAUCAGCUUCUCCCUCAGCCACCACCCUCCGGCGUCCAGCUGAAGCUGUUCGUCACCGUUGAGCCCAACCGUUUGCAUGACUAGAUGCCUCCUCUCAUCUCCUUCGCCCAAGCUAGAAGGAGCGUUUGUCGCUUGCCGUUCGCACUGACCAGACGCCGCCGCUCGUGCCCUAGCCACCGCGACGCCCCUGUUUGGAGUCGCCUAACCUCACUCCAAACUCCAUUCACCGUACAGCCGCACUGUCCCUGUUCUAGAUCUGGUCAGUCCUCCACUGGAUCCACUAUUUUCAUCCUCAGUCUUCCACUGGAUCCACAUAGGCUCUCCUUAGCUAUCUUCUUCUUCUUCCUUUUUGUGCUUCCAACAGGAAGAGAGAGAGAUAGAGAAGAUAAAUGGGGAUUUGUUGGGGUUUUUCUAUUGAUAAUCAUACCCCUAAUACCACUGGACAUCUCAGUUCAGUUAGACAACAUCAUCAACUAUCAGCGACAUCUCCAAGAACAGUCAAUUCUCUAUAGCAAGUGGAGAUGAAGUUUUCCCACAUAGACAGAUUUCACCAUCUUUAAACUUGAGGGAGUAUAGCCUGGCAGAGCUUAAAUCUACAACCAAAAACUUUAGAGCUGAAGCAAUGCUUGGUGAAGGAGGUUUUGGCAAGGGUUACAAAGGUUGGCUCGAGGAGAAGGGCCUUGGUGAAUGAGGUUAUGUAUAGAUUAAAUAAUGUACUUUGUUGAGAGGUUACUUAUUAAACAAUUUGUCACUUUUUUAUUUGUUGAAAGUUGAGUUUUGUAUACAAAAACAAUAGUUGAGAUUUUAUUUUGUGCAUGUUACAUGUGAAAGAGAAAUAUUGUUGUAAUUUGUGAGGAGUGUUCAUAUGAAAAGUCAUAGUUGAACAUAUGGAUUUUUAGUGAAUAUAUUGAACUGAUAAAUCUUAAAUGUAUAA
This is a messenger RNA of Benincasa hispida (wax gourd), 993 nucleotides long. Lineage: Eukaryota; Viridiplantae; Streptophyta; Magnoliopsida; Cucurbitales; Cucurbitaceae. The record is from RefSeq and is a predicted model, not a curated record.